Myripristis murdjan (pinecone soldierfish) is the source of this 2161-nucleotide messenger RNA. RefSeq names its product HAUS augmin-like complex, subunit 5 (gene haus5). Gene Ontology annotation, cellular component: HAUS complex; centrosome. Bases 163 to 2148 code for a protein of 661 amino acids. Lineage: Eukaryota; Metazoa; Chordata; Actinopteri; Holocentriformes; Holocentridae. Gene Ontology annotation, biological process: centrosome cycle; spindle assembly. The transcript has 20 exons. The record is from RefSeq and is a predicted model, not a curated record.
CCGGAUAUGGUAGGGAGCGGGAAGUUGAAAAAUUCCGUUUGAAAAUUUCUCAUGACAACAAUGGUAUUUUCAGUUUAAUUAGACGUCUCCCUAAUUCGGUCUCCAGCGGUACGCGAAGAAACACAAGACAGAGACACAUUUCCCACAAAAGCAGCAUUCAGGAUGGCGGAGGGCAAUCUGGUGCGGGAACUGAAGCGGUGGGCAACGGAGGAAUUCAACUUGCCUCCGCAGAGUCUCCCAAAUGACAACUAUUUAAAAACGAUGUGUGUCGGGGCAGGGAAGUCGAUAUGGAAAUAUGUCAUCCAGCAUGUUUUUCAGGAGAGGAAUGUCAGGAUCAUGCGUGGAAAUCUUCAGUGGUACAAGGUGCUUCAAGACAAAGAGUUGAAGCAGGCUGAGGGCCAGAGUGAGGCUGCUAAGCGGAGAGAGCUCCAGGAGAAGAUAGAGCAGCUGAGAGCUGAGAUCAGUCACCUGGACUCUCAGAUCAGUGGAACAGAGGAACAGUUGGCCACAGAAGAGCAGUCCAUCAGCCGUACCUGGGCCCAGGUGGAGGAGAGCCAGCACAGGGAGCUGCUGCUGCAGGCCUUCAGGCAGCGCUGCAUUAUGGACCGCAAGGUGCUUUCUGAUGACACGUGCAAGAUCAGUGGGCACUGCGAGGCUCUGGAACAAUUAGCCAAGAAGGCAGAGAUUGAAGUGUUGUUUGAGAAUAAGCCAUCAAGCAGCAGUGAUACCGACUGCCUCGGCUCCAAAGUUGCAGCAGAGCCACAGGUUCUGCGAGCAGUGAGAGAGCUAUGUGAUGAAAGGGUCCUCUUCUUCCAGUCUUUACAAGAGAGUGAACUGAGGACAACGCCCUCUGCUGCCACACAUAUGACCCAUGAACAGAGGACUGCAGUAUUUCAGUAUUGGUUAAGUGCUGUUGAGGAUAUGUUGGGCAGCUAUCCUCCAAACCAAGUCCUGUCAGCCUUGCAGCAUUUAGCCUCCAGACAACAGAGGGAACUAGAGGAGAAGCUCGCCUCUCUUGAUGUGGCACAGGAUAUGACAGCUCUACGGUUGCGCUAUGAAAACAAUCACCUGCUGGAUGUCUCAAGAGAAGACAAUGAUGAGUUGCCACCUGUCAAGCACCUACUACAGUCUGCGUGGUUGGAGGUGGAGCAGACUUUCAUUGAGCUGGCCCAGACCCGCUGUAGGGUCCAGCAGCUCCGGAACCAGCUGCAGGCCCACAAGAACGAGGCCGAGCAGGGAGUGUCAGGCCUGGGGGAUGAGCUUCAUAACAAUGCCCUGGCCCUGUCAGUGUUUGAGCUGGAGCUGCAGUGUGUGAUGCAAGUAGCUGCCAGGGACUAUAUCAGAGAGCAGUGUCUCCAGCUUGACCGACAAGCAAGGAGCCGACAGGAGGCACUCAGGAAGCUCCACAGCCAAUGGCAGAGCAUCCUUGACUUCAGACAACUUGUGGUCGACAGACAGGAGCAGAUCAGGGGCCUGAUUAAGGGGAACUCCAUGGCCAAGAUGGAGCUGAUCAGUAUGCACAGAGAGUUAGAAGAAUUUGUCCAGGGCAAGCUGGUGCCACAGUUUGGUGAAGUCAUCGCUGCAGCCAACAAUCUGCGGAACUCCGUUUCCCAGGAGGCCAGACAGUUUGGAACGGUUUCACUCCUCGCUCUGGACCGUAGGACUGUUGAGGGAAUGCAAAGAAUCCCUGCGUCUUGGUUGUCCAUCUAUCGUUUACAGUCCUCCUCAUUCCACAGCUUGUGUCAAAGCAUGGCAUUCCCACUGUACAGAGCUCCAGAGGAGUUGUGUUCCCAGGCGUGCUCCCAACACCUUGAGUUGCGUUUUCUCUGUCAGUUACUGAAGCUGCACUCGACAACUCUACAGAAAUUGCAGAAACAAGCAGAGUCACUGCAUGCACCUGAUCAAAAAGCUUUGCUCUUGAGAGUUGUGGAGGAGGAUCAGAAACUUCUGAAGUCUCUGGUCCCAAGGGCCAGAGAUCUCACCCAGCAUUGCUCACAGGGCCUUUCGUAUGGGAGUCAAGUCAAAUCUACCAUCUCUUUUUGGUGGGAUCAGCCAGCCCAGCAUGUCCUACCUGAGAUCAGUAAAGGAGGACUGACUCUUCAACAGUGGUUACAACGAUGGAAACUAGCUGCCAAGGCCUCCUACUGAAUGCACAUGAAGU